AUGACACGAGAGGCCGACUUCAUGGCUACAUCCGGAGACGAGCUCAUGGGUGGACACUCGAACAGCGGGUGUUCGGACGAUGGUGCGAACGAGCUGCCACCUCGCCCGACGAGCCGGCUUGGCUUCAAUGGCUCGGACGAUGAAGACGACGACGACGACGACGACGACGUUGAGCCCCAGAGAAAUCGUGCGGGGAGCGUGUUCGAGUGGACCCUGGGAUUGUUUACGGCAACCCAAACCAACCCCGACAACGAUGGUGAUGCCAAUUUAGACAGCUCUGAUUCAGACGAAGAAGACGCCGGCGCCGACUACGGAAGUGAGCUCUUGUUGUUCCCCCCACCGCCUAGACCUUCACUUGAACGGUCCCCUCCACCUGAAUACUGUCCCCCUCAACCCAUGCAGUUCGACGAGGUCGCUCACUUUUCUUGUCUUCCGUCUCCCCUCUCUCCGUGCUACCUGGUGGAACCUUAUCCAUCGAGACCGAAAUCCCCCGUCCUUCCACGCCAUGACCAUCGCCACCACGGUCGCUCUCACAACGCCCUGCUUCAUUUCAAAUGGUUCUGGUCCAUGCGAGAGGAAGAGUGGCAAGACCACGAGCUAGACGCCCAGGAAGCGGACAAGCUCAGCAGAUCCCCUACGACACGACAAUCCCUACCGUCGUUGACCAAGACCAGCUUCCAGAAGUCAAAAAAAUUAAAACAGGCUUCGCGCUUCUCACCUCUAUCUAUUCAUCCCCGGCGCGGCGAUGUCCUCGCCCUCCGUGAUCCCUACUGUGCGCUUGUUGAUAGAUGCUUCGCAGAAUUACCCAUGUGGACAAUGGCGAAGACGCUUUGGAUGUUCGACUUACAAAUGGGCCUCGAGAUAUCGUCCCAUCGUAAGUCAGACUCGGAUUCUAGUGAUGAUUCAGAGUAUAGCGCCGGCUGCGCUAUCAGGACUAGAGACGCACGAGCUCUGUCAACAUCAAGCGGAGCCAGUGACGACUCCGAUGUCACACUCGUCGAAAGCGAUAUCGAUGUAGAUGAAGACAUGGAGCCAGUUGAGGAAACGACUCUCAACGAGAUGGCAGACACGAGCGUAUCCGUGGAAAGUCCUCCAGAUGCCUUUUUAUCUGCCGAGACAUCCUCCAGCAAAGGCCGAGAUGCUAGCGACGACAUUAUUCACAAACCACACCCACCCUCAUCCCCGAAAUCCUCUCCGAAAUCCUCCAGAGUCUCGUUAUCCUCACACACUAAGUCACGUUUCGCGUCACGGCCUCCGUAUUUCAACCCGAGCUUCCCUUCCGUUGCUCGCUCCCUUGGGUACCAUCAUAAAUCACGUAGCAUGGGCUGGGAAACGGACUGGUACCGUCGGUGGGAUUUGUUGACCGAUAUCAUCCGGCUCGACCGAGACUAUUCUUCGCGGCAGUCGGCUUCUCCUAAAGCGAGUUGCUCGUCGUUGAGCGACACGUCGCGGCGGUUCUUCUUCGCUGUUGACGAUGAAGGGGACGAAGAUAGAUCGUUUCGUACGGUAUCCUAA
Molecule: messenger RNA, 1515 nt
Organism: Pleurotus ostreatus (oyster mushroom)
Lineage: Eukaryota; Fungi; Basidiomycota; Agaricomycetes; Agaricales; Pleurotaceae
Exons: 1
Coding region: 1-1515 (504 amino acids)
Source: RefSeq, a predicted model, not a curated record